Messenger RNA from Cercocebus atys (sooty mangabey), 2454 nucleotides. It is a transcript of the gene ZCWPW1, whose product is annotated as zinc finger, CW type with PWWP domain 1. NCBI's taxonomy places the organism in Eukaryota, Metazoa, Chordata, Mammalia, Primates, Cercopithecidae. Gene Ontology annotation, cellular component: nucleus. Gene Ontology annotation, molecular function: zinc ion binding. The transcript has 17 exons. The record is from RefSeq and is a predicted model, not a curated record. Bases 137 to 2311 code for a protein of 724 amino acids.
CUUUCAGUAUUUGUUAUUGUGAAAGAAGUUAAUUCACCUGAAACGGAGGAGGGGCAACCUGAGUUAUCAGAAAGUGACUUCCUGGCCUUCCCUUCUUUAUUGAUCAGAGGCACACAAAGUGUAGUUUCUAAGCUGAAUGAUGACAACAUUGCAGAAUAAAGAAGAAUGUGGAAAGGGACCAAAGAGAAUCUUUGCCCCACCUGCACAAAAAUCUUACAGCCUGUUACCUUGUAGUCCUAACUCCCCCAAGGAGGAGACCCUGGGGAUCAGUUCCCCAGAGACAGAGGCCAGCAUAAGCCUGCCAAAGGCCAGUUUAAAAAAGGAAGAGGAAAAAGCAACCACAAAGAAUGGUCCAAGCAGGGGCCAGGAGAAAAAAAGAAAGGCACAAAACAACAAGCAAGCAGAGAAGAAAGAAAAGGAAAAAUCAAGUCUUACCCCUGCAGAAUUUGAGGAGAUUGUCCAGAUUGUGCUGCAGAAGUCCCUUCAGGAGUGCUUGGGGAUGGGAUCUGGCCUUGAUUUUGCAGAGACUUCCUGUGCCCAGCCCAUAGUAUCCAACCAAUCAGCCAAGGAGCCAGGAAUUACUGCUUCUGCUACUGAUACUGAUAAUGCUAAUGGAGAGGAGGUACCACAUACUCAAGAGAUUUCAGUGUCUUGGGAAGGUGAAGCUGCCCCUGAGAUAAGAACAUCUAAGCUAGGCCAGCCAGAUCCUGUACCCUCUAAGAAGAAAUCCAAUAGACUCACCUUAAGCAAAAGAAAGAAGGAAGCUCAAGAUGAGAAGGUGGAGAAAACUCAAGGUGGACAUGAGCACAGACAGGAAGACCAACUAAAGGAGACAGUUCAGGAUCAUUCUCAGAUCAGGGACCUGCAAAAAGGAGAGAUAAGUGGUUUUGGUCAAUGUCUGGUCUGGGUCCAGUGUUCCUUCCCAAACUGUGGGAAAUGGAGGCGGCUGUGUGGGAACAUUGACCCCUCAGUUCUCCCAGAUAAUUGGUCCUGUGAUCAGAACACAGAUGUGCAGUAUAAUCGCUGUGAUAUUCCUGAGGAGACCUGGACAGGGCUUGAAAGUGAUGUGGCCUAUGCCUCCUACAUCCCAGGAUCCAUCAUCUGGGCCAAGCAAUACGGUUACCCCUGGUGGCCAGGCAUGAUAGAAUCUGAUCCUGACUUAGGAGAAUAUUUUCUUUUUACUUCCCAUCUUGAUUCCCUGCCGUCUAAGUACCACGUGACAUUUUUUGGAGAAACAGUUUCUCGUGCAUGGAUCCCAGUCAACAUGCUAAAGAACUUCCAGGAGCUGUCCCUGGAGCUAUCAGGCAUGAAAAAGCGCAGAAAUGACUGCAGCCAGAAACUGGGGGUGGCCCUGAUGAUGGCUCAAGAAGCAGAACAGAUCAGCAUUCAGGUGGGAGAGUGUUCAGACCACACCCAUUCCUUUCCCUGCUCUUGGACAAGUGGGAUUCUUUCUCAGUCCAGACAAAGACGGUUUGUGCCAGGGGCCAUCCUACCUCCAUAUUUCACUUCAAGUUUCAGAUAUAAGUGCUCUAACCUCUCUUUUCUGUGGAGUCAGUUUUUAUGCUCAAAUUCUGUUGGUGGGGGUGGGAUGGAGAAAUUUCAUCAUAACUACACAAUUCGAAAGACAGAAGGCAAACAACGCUGCCCUGAGAAGGACUUAUCAGCUCUCCUGGUUUGCAAACAGGCCCAGGAUCCAUGCUUGGAGAAAAAGGAGAGAGGAAGAAGUUGGAAAAGGAACCGGCGGAAGACAGCUUUCGCGAACCGGCGCCGCGCAGGCGCGCGCUCAGAGAAAACAGACCCAACUUUGCCUGUUUGUAAGCAAGUCAAAAUACAGACCCAAAAAACCAAGCCAAGAGGCACAGCAGAUGGCCAAGGCAGGACACUGCAGAGGAAGAUAAUGAAGAGAUCUCUGGGCAGGAAAUCCACAGCUCCUCCUGCACUCAGAAUGGGAAAGAAAGAAGGCCAAGGGAAUUCAGAUUCUGACCAGCCAGGCCCUAAGAAAAAAUUUAAAGCUCCCCAGAGCAAGGCCUUGGCAGCCAGCUUUUCAGAGGGAGAAGUUACAACAGUGCCAAAGGACCUGGGCCUAUCAGCAUGUAAAGGGGCCUGCCCCUCAGCUGCAAAAGAAGAGCCAAGACCCCGGGAACCCCUGACCCAGGAGGCUGGACGUGUUCCCCUUGAGGACGAAGCCUCCAGUGAUCUGGACCUGGAGCAACUCAUGGAAGAUGUUGGGAGAGAGCUGGGGCAGAGCGGGGAGCUGCAGCACAGUGACAGUGAUGGCGAGGACAUCCCCCUGGCGCUGUUUGGGAAGUAGCUGGUGCUCCUGCGCUCCCUUCUUUUCUCUCUUCUCUGGGGCGCAGGAGGGAGAAGUGGCUAAGUGCUGGGGCUGUUCAUUGGCUACCAGGUUCAAGUGUGUGUUGUGCUGUUUCUUUGUUAAUAAAGCAGGUUGCCGGUCGA